Topomyia yanbarensis is the source of this 1776-nucleotide messenger RNA. RefSeq names its product odorant receptor 4-like. The coding region runs from base 1 to 1230 and encodes 409 amino acids. NCBI's taxonomy places the organism in Eukaryota, Metazoa, Arthropoda, Insecta, Diptera, Culicidae. Gene Ontology annotation, biological process: detection of chemical stimulus involved in sensory perception of smell; sensory perception of smell. Gene Ontology annotation, molecular function: olfactory receptor activity; odorant binding. The record is from RefSeq and is a predicted model, not a curated record. The transcript has 8 exons. Gene Ontology annotation, cellular component: plasma membrane.
AUGCCUCUCGAACUGGAGUUCAGCAAAACGUUUGACUUUACAAUAAAAGUUCAAAAAACGAUCGGUAUCCCGUGUUGUUUCGAGCCCUACCCGGACACGCUCCGAGCGAAGCUCAAAGCGAAUUUCGGCUUUAUAACAUCCUUCGCGAUAUUAGCCUACUGCGUGCUCGGCCAGCUGAUCAACGUGGUAUUGCUGCUGAUCGGACAUCGAAAAACCGAGGAAGCUAUGGAAGAAAUCGCCAUCCAGAUUGUUUGCACCGGAUUCUGCAUUACCGGCCUGAUCAAAAUGUACGGACUGGCGUACCACCGGAACCUGCUGACAUCGAUAAUCGACGAUUUCCGAGUUAUGUGGGCGGAGGAGUUACUCAGUUCAGCCGAUCGACAAAUCUGUGACAAGGUUCUUCGUCCGACCAUGGCAAUUGCGGCAUUCGCUGCCAUCGGAAACAUCAUCAUGGUGUCGGCUUUUAAUUUCCUACCCGUCGCGGAAAUGAUCUUCAAUCACUGGCAAACUGGAAAAUGGCACCGCCUACAGCCGUAUGUGAUCUGGUUCCCGUUCGACGGAACUGGAGGUUGGUGGUACUAUCUGGUCUACACGUUCGAGGUUUACGGGGGCUAUGUGGUGGCCGUUAGUAAUGUCGGAACCAAUUGCAUCUUUUGUCUGCUCUGUGCCCAUUUGACCAUGCAACUGAAGCUGCUGAACCGCUCCCUGGAAGAUGUCAUUCAGCCCGAAGAAGCGAAUAAGCGGCGACUCGUCCAGAGGGAUGCGAGAGAGAUGUUACCGAAGCUGAUUCGACGGCAUCAGAGUUUGCUGAGCUGCAAGGAAACAAUGGAUGCAGUAUUUAGCCUUACAUUUUUCCUAAACUUCGCUGCUAGUACCAUCAUCAUGUGUGUGCAAGGAUUUCUGAUGCUUAUUGCCGAUUUCUAUGUCGUUACAAAAAUCGCCCUAUUCAUGGGUUGCUGCCUAGUAGAGAUCUUCUUCCUCUGUUACUAUGGGGAUGAGGUGUUGGAGAACAGCACUCAAUUGGCCCAGGCGGUCUACAACUGCCGCUGGUACCACCAGGAUGCCGGAGACUGUAAGUUUAGUAAGAAUUUGAUUCCGAUCAUCCUGCGAGCCCAACGCCCGAUGAAGCUGAUGGCGUGGAAGUUUUGGCCCAUAACCAUCAACACAUUCGGAAUGAUAUUAAAUGCCUCUUGGUCAUAUUUCACGCUGUUGAGAACUGUCGUGCUUUGAACUUAUUCUUCGACAUGUACAAUUUUCCAAAAUUCAUAUCCGCAGUUCGAUAAAACGGAGUGGAAAACGGCAAUGGCAAGCUUAUCAUAUAAAAGUGUUAAAAACAAGUCAAAAUAAGCUAUCAUUAAACAAUUCGCUACGUUUCGCGCACUACGAUUGCUACUAUCGCUAAAUUUUGUAUACCCAAUAUUAAAUAUUAAUAUUGACAUAGCUAAAUUUCCAUCUGACAAAACACUUCACCGGGACACUGUUGAACAAACAUCCAAGCAUGUGGUGAAACCUAUCAAUGCAAAAUUCAUUGAAUGGAAAAUGUCACGCAGUCAUCUAAUAUCGGUUCCAACAGCAAGUGAAAGCAGCAACGAACAAUCGAUUAUCCAUACCUGCACACCAUACACCACCACUUAUGUCCCCGUUUUGAGAAAAGCCUACAAGAAAACAGUACCCGUUCGGCAUCAAAUCAUCUCCAUGUGUAGUACAAACAGGCAACAAGGUACCGACAGUAGUAGUAGGUCUAUGUGAACAAACGGAGCAGUGGCUGCUGGGGGG